This is a messenger RNA of Lasiodiplodia theobromae, 1329 nucleotides long. RefSeq lists its product as uncharacterized. Bases 1 to 1329 code for a protein of 442 amino acids. The transcript has a single exon. The record is from RefSeq and is a predicted model, not a curated record. NCBI's taxonomy places the organism in Eukaryota, Fungi, Ascomycota, Dothideomycetes, Botryosphaeriales, Botryosphaeriaceae.
AUGGCUCCAUCUACAUUCGACCACCAGGGUACCCCACCGGGGACCACCAGCUUUUCGUCGUCGAAUGACUGCCUAGAAACCAGCAGAUCUCCGAAACCCGACAGCUUGCCGAGGACAAUCGUUUCAGGGCGAACCACCACCGACCCGCCUCCUAUUCCAGAAGCGCGGUUCCCUGUUGAAGCGCAAUUGUCGUUCAAGUCCGCCGUGAGAAAGCGCCGCCUUGCCCCCUACCUCCUGGAAAAGAUACAGAACUUCCGCGAAGGCAACGAGCAAGGUUUGCCUACAACGGGGGUUCUACGUCACGUUCGCCAGAAAGACUACAACGAGCUCAACGACCUUCUCGAGAAGGAUCCAGCGCUUGAGUACUUCGCCUUCCGCCAACUGAAGAUUAUAUACAAUCCAAAGCGACGGAGGCUUUCAUACAACAUGCCUGGUCCUGUUCAUGAAGCCACCAUCGACGGCGUGGCCGACUUGAUUAAUGACCAAUUGAAAGAUAUCAGAACGAAAUGGACAUUGCCUGACGUCGAUGGAAAGCAUCAGGAGAACCUGGCAGAACAGAUCCGGUCCCGGGGUUCCACCAGGGUCAAGGAACGGACUACCGGCGACAAAACCGAUCCUGACAAGAAUUGGAUAUUCACUGGCGGAGGGGACCGUUCCUGCUUCACUCUCGAGGUGGCUAACUCUCAGAACUAUGGUGAGAUCAGAGAGAAAGCCAAAAACCUUAUCAGCAAGUGUCGUGGCCGUCCUGGAAUGGUCCUCAUCAUUUCGAUUAGCUACAACGAGCCAAACGCAAAGAAAUUCAAGAAGGCUGCCGCUUACACCAUCCUAGCCCUUCGUGAUGUGAAGCAGAAGGAUGGCUCUGUGAAGCGCCAGGUAGAUCCGGUUCAGGGCCGGACUAUCAUUCGGGAUUCGAGCGGCAAGGCGCAAGGCGGAUCUAUUUCCUUUACCAUCAAGGAUAUGCUGGGAUUGAAGAACGAGGAAGCUUACGAGAAGAAGAGGAACUCUGAAGAUCCCGUCGUCGCAAUGUAUACGGCGCAAAUCCUGGACACGAAGAUUGAAUUAUCCUUCGCUGCUAUCACCAAGAUGAUCGAGGAGGGUGAAGAGACGGCUAAACUCGAAACGAUCAACGACAACAAUCCUGACAGUGAAGACGAAGACUUCGAGACCAGUGACAACUUCAGCCCAGAGGACAGUGUGGACUCCUGGCCCUCAUCCGAGUCCGAUAAGCAGGAGGACCCCGAUGAUGGAACUUACAAGCCAAGCCAUCAGGGUGAAAAUGAAAACGCAGGGAAGGGCCCACGCCGCAGCCGAAGGCUUGCGAAAGCGUAG